UCCCUCACAUAUACUUCCCAUCACACCUUCCCCACCGCAUCCUCCCAGACUCUCGCUUGUUGAACUUUGCCUGUCACCCGAAGGGCGAGCCAAGAGCAGCAAACCGAGAACCGAACAACUACGGCAUUAGGAACACAGAUGGUGUCUUUCUCUCUUCUUCAUACUUCCGUGGAGAGGCCUGUCUAUAGCACAUAAAUAGGUGCCGCACCUGUGCUGGUUCUCUCAUCAGCAUUGCAAACGCAGAGCGGCACUCAUAUAUACACAAACACACCCUCUGUAUACAAUCACCAUCGCUCGCAAAAAUCAUACACAGCCAUGCCUUCCCACAGCAUGAAGAGGAAGACGUCGUACAGCAACCCCGGCAACGCUGAUCCUCUGCUCUAUCCCGGCGGCCGCGAUGUUUUGUCCAAGCGGCUGCGUCUCGCCAAGCCCGCGUACGACGUCACCCGAGGCGUGUCCGACGAGCUGCUGCUGCGUAUCUUCUCCUACGCCGACGAGCAGACGCUGCUGAACCUGGCGCCCGUCUCGCGGCAGUUCUACAGAGUCUCGUCAGAUCCGCAGCUGUGGCGCAAGCACUAUUACCGCAAGUUCAUUCUGCCGCGCGCCAACCGCAUCCCGGGCCUCCAAUUCUCAAGCAAGUCGUACACCCGCGCCCCGAGUACAUGCGAGGCUCACGGCCAGGAACAAGGCCAAGGCCAAGCCUCAGCUUCUGUGGGGGCCGAAUCCGAACCGGGUAGCAGCAUCAUCAGCCGCAGCAGCACCAGCGCCACGAGAGCGUUGCCCCCCACGUCGUCGUCUUUCACUGACCUUGACAUCGAAUCCAUCAGGCGGCCCUUCAACCCCGUGGACCCGUCGGGUAAGACCAGAGAGGCUCCAGAUGUCGACUGGAAGCAGCAGUACAGACUGCGGCACAACUGGGCCCGCGGCCUCUGCGAGGUGCGCCAUGUUCAGGUCAGCCCCGUCAACUUUUCCUUGACACCCAUCGAGGAGCGUCGCACCCUGGUCAAGGUCGUGGACGGCCUUGCCGUGACGGUGGACAUGCAGGCUGGACUUCGCGCCUGGGACUUGCGCACUCAAGAGUCUAUCGCCCAGACAACCACCGAGACGGACGACGGCAUCUGCCUCGUUCCUACGGCCCUGGCCCUGGAUGGGGCGAGGCUUUCUGCAGAUGUCUUGGACAUUAUGCUUGGCUUCAACGACGGCACCUUUGGCAUCUGGCGGCUGAUUAUCUCCAAGGGGAGUUUGUCUGUCUUGUAUCGUCAGGAUAAGAGCUACGUGGGUAGACUUAUAUCGGUGGCCUACUCGUACCCUUAUGCCGUGACGGCUGCAGAGCUGGGCUUCAUUUCGCUGUAUACAUUUGAACAACUUACAACGGAGCCUGGCACUGAGCAGACUGCUACAGCGGCUGGCGCGGGCACUUCUUCCUCUUCGCCGGUGGAAGAAGCUGCCAAACACCAUGGCGGCAGAGAAGGUGACGAUGUAAACGAAGAAGCACCAUCUAUGUUCCAGGUGUACAGCGAGGUUGUCAAAAGCGGAACUCUCUCGCAUCCCCACGUUUUGUCCUCACUCAAGUCGGAUUAUUCGCGACAACCCCUCGUUUUGUCUGUACGCAAGCUCAAGUCGUCGGCUGUUGCUUCCAUCGCCUACUCCUUCGACACUGUAGGCGGGUGGGCCAUUGGUGUCCAGAACUUUGACAUUCGGCCUUCAGGCAGCGCCCAGCCAGAUGUCAUCACAUCGCGCGUUGCCUACACUGUGCCUGCUGAGACCGGCUACCUCGUUCCCCCCCCACCACGCCCACCGCGCUCACCGCACUCGACAAAGUGCUCUUUCUGCCUCGACUAUCCAGACUUGUACCUGGAUGAUGGAGAGGGCGGACCGGCCAAGCUCUGCUACAGCCAUCCAUAUCUUCUAGCCACUAUGCAUGACAAUACACUUGUGCUCUUUAUUGUUACUGCGACAGAGAAAUCGUUUGCCAUUUCCAACCCCAUAAAGCUCUUCGGCCACACUUCGGGCAUCGCAGACGCCGACAUCACUCCGGCGGGCACGGCUGUUAGCGUGAGCGAGCGUGGCGAUGAAAUCAGAGUCUGGGACCUAGACAGACACUACGAUGGCACGAGUGUGGAAGUCAGACCUCGAGUGAACAGGGGCUCUGACGAUGCUGGAGACGCUUCCUCAGCAGAGGAUGCUGAACAUAGACGAAACUGGGUCGGGACUGACAAUCAGAGGGUAACCGUUCUUCGACAGACGCCGGAUGGAAGAGAGAGUCUGGUCACGUAUGACUUCACAUGAUUACUGACAAGUAAAAAGGACAAAACAGCAUGUAUUGCAUUGGACGGGUUGAAAAAAAGAAAUGAUUUGUUUUUAAAACAUCUCGACAGAUGGUUCGGAUGUGACUGAGAAAGCGAACGCAUUUCGGUUUGGGAUCUUUUGGCAGGCGGGCUCAUUUGCUAUUUAUAUAUGGUGGUUAUUCUUUCUUUUCAUGAAUCUGGCGGUGUCUUUGUUUUCAUUUGGUAUUGAAGAUUGCAUUCGGUGGGCGAUGGAAGGGAUAUAAUGCU
Molecule: messenger RNA, 2555 nt
Organism: Trichoderma asperellum CBS 433.97
Lineage: Eukaryota; Fungi; Ascomycota; Sordariomycetes; Hypocreales; Hypocreaceae
Molecular function (GO): protein binding
Source: RefSeq, a predicted model, not a curated record